This is a messenger RNA of Aaosphaeria arxii CBS 175.79, 1194 nucleotides long. RefSeq lists its product as uncharacterized. The record is from RefSeq and is a predicted model, not a curated record. Bases 1 to 1194 code for a protein of 397 amino acids. Lineage: Eukaryota; Fungi; Ascomycota; Dothideomycetes; Pleosporales. The transcript is spliced from 6 exons.
AUGCAUCCUAAUCCAACAUUUAUCGCGGCAGCGCAGGGUGUUGCCAACAACACAUUCGACCUGCGUCUUCUCCUGGUUUUAACAUUUCCGUUCAUUAUAGCCAUGGUCAUCUAUCAAAAUCAGUCUUGCAGGAAGACUCAAGCAAGUUCUUCACUGGCAUCACCCUUUGCUACGCCUCUACCCAAGCCGCUCGAGGAUUUUGAUCUCUCUGCCAAACGCCCUGAAAAGUAUCGCCCUUUUCGACAUGGGGCCAACCACGUGACGAUGGGGAUUCGACGGCUCGAUUGGAACGAGUGGAUUCAGAUGGACUCCAACUUCCUCUGGUAUCACGAUCUCAAGGCUCGCGAAUUAAAGAAAGAUUUUCCGGCUCAUGUACAGUACGUUGACAACGCCGUAACUCGCGAUGCUUGUUUCGAAGUGCAAGAGGAGCUCGUAAAAUACCUCACUCACCGCUUUCCACGCAUAUUCCAACUUAAAGGCGGCGUCCUACGCAACACAAUCACGAAGGAGGAAUUUCCAUACCCAGCGAAGACGCCAGAAGAGGCAUUAGCAACCUCAGCACUUCUCGUGCAAGAUGAUCUUGUGAUAAUGGUCAAGAACGACGAUGGCUCGUAUCACCUUGAUGCUGCUGCUGUUUGUCUACCGGGGUUCUGGCGUCUCAAGGAGAAGUUCCGAACCUCGCUGGAUGAGCUGCACAUAGAAGCCAAGGUUCCACACUAUCGAACAAGGCUCAUGAAGUCGAUGAAUCGAUUCUUUGAGACUCUGUCUGCUGAGAAGCCCGUAACUCGCAAUAAUUUCUUCAUUCAACUUGACGAUGGCCUCCAUUGGUCUCAUCGAAUGGGCGAACAGAAAGGCGAUAAUGUAGCUUCUUGGGCACUGGCAAACGACAAAGGCCUCAAGAUCGAAGACCUCCAUUUCCGGUCAGAGAGACAAACUCUCCGACGUCUACCGCGCUCGAAGACACUUUUGUUCACCAUUCGCACCUACUUUGAGCCCAUCACUACGAUCGCGAAGGAGCCACAUGUUCCUGGUCGUCUCGCAGAGGCUAUUCGGGCCUGGGACGAGACUGUCUCGACGUAUAAGGGCAAGAGCCAUUGGGAUCAUAUACUUUUGCCGUACUUGGAUGAGCAGGCGGAGCUUCAAAGACAAAAGGGCAUUCUUGAUGAUCAUCCGGAAGCUGAAUUCCCAUACUAG